UGUCACAGAGACGAUGGUGACAACGUUUAUAUUUCUCUGUGGACUCUCCACAUGUCUGCUUGUAAGCGGUACAGGUCAGAUUGUUCAUGUCGAUCUCGCGUCUCGAAGUGACGGCAUGCUACAGACGUGUGUGUUACCAUACGAAGUCAAAGUAACCAUUACCUCGGAGAAGGAGACUGUUCAUCUGAAUCUGGAGAAGAAUGAACACGUUGAUCACGAGGCUCCAGUGUUUCUCAUCAGACACGACAAGGAUGGACGUGCAUACACUGUACAAGAGCCAACUCUGAAAGUACAGAGUGUGGGAAUGUAUCAAGACAGAGACAACCAGGCCGUUAUGAAAGUAUCCUGCAAAAAGCGUCCGCGACAAAACAUACAAAUAUAUUUGGAGGGACGUUUUGUACCCUCAAGUGGAAAGCUCUACCAUCUCGCACCUGUUCAAUCCCCAUUAAACACAGACUUUCACCCGGGGAACGCGGACGCGCAUGUAAUGAGAGAAAUGAAGCAGUCGUCUCAUGCCACGGAUCGGACUGGAUUAACAGCAUCUGUGGCACUUGACAAGAGAACAGUUGAUAUUGACACCACCACGUUUCAAAUAGACAUCCUGGCAUACAUCGACUUCUUAACCGUUCAAAGUUGGAUGAACAUUUCAAAUCAGGUUGCGCCAGCUCUUCAAAGACUUGAUAGUUUUCAGCGCGUGAAACAGGCAGUGGCUCUUCUUCUGAACGACGUGAAUCUUCGCUACAAGACAAUAUCACCUCGUUUCAACGUCCACCUGAUAGGAUGCAUCAUUGAGGACACAAAGGAGGGAGAUUGGUUCCAGUCUGUAAUUCAAAAUGAAAAAGAUGCAUCAACUGUCAACGGACACCUACUAUUGGACUCAUUUGCGAAUUGGACGGAAACCGUUCACGCUUUUCCGAAGCACGAUUUCAUAAUGAUUUUUACAAAUCACGACAUGUAUAGACGGCGAGAAGAUGGACGCUAUUAUCACGAAGACUCUAUUUCAGGUGUCAGUCAAACAGCAUCUGUAUGCAAGGAAAGCAAAGGCAUAUCCAUUGUGAAGUUUAACGGAGACUUCAUGAAAAAUGCACUAGUGGCGUCGCAUGAACUUGGCCAUGGACUCGGUGCCAAACACGACGGCGAUGGCAACACGUGCAAGGGAGGCGACCAGUACAUCAUGACCCCCGCCAUGGACACUGACCCUACCGGCCAUCAGUUCCAGUUUUCGACAUGUUCAAUAGCCUACUUUCGACACUACCUUCAAGGCGUUUUAAGAUACGGGACACCGUAUUCAGUACUGUGUUUCACAUCAAGCCUCACCACUAUCAACGUAACGCCGACUGUCAAACUGCCCGGACAACUAUAUAGUAUUGAUGACCAGUGUCGAAAUAUUCAAGGCCCACGUUCUUAUUUUUGUCGGGGUGUUGACAUCGGCAGCGCGGACAACGUCUGCAGAAACAUGAACUGUGACGACGAAGACGAUCCCAGCUUGUGUUCUCUCUACUUUCCUGCUGACGGAACCCCAUGUGGUAACAAAAAGUGGUGUUAUGGUGGGAAGUGCGUCUCUUCUGCUCUGGCACCAACUAAAUAUGAUAAAUGCGUGUUUGGCGACAGUGGCAAGAUAGUAUACAAAAAUGAAACCUGCCCUGAGUUCAUUACUACAAGAAACAGACACGGCUGCUACAACGAAGUCAACUACCGCCUCUGUUGUGGGACGUGUGAAAGCGUAGCAUCCUCGGAUCCAGGAUGUAGAUGGGGUAACAAUUACUGGAUGAUAGGCACUUGUGAUAAAGACCAAUGCAAUUCUACGGUCAGCGGUAAAAUGUACUACGAUAUCUGCUGUGAAACAUGCGCCUUCAUGAGACCAGUGGCAACAUCGUUGCCUACAAGGUCUACUACCAUCGCGCCAUCCAAUCAUGGGGCAACCGGGGAUGUUGUAAAUACACAUGUAGGCACAACCUCAUCUACGUCGCAUUUCCAAGGCGGAUAUCUGAUGUGUCCAGAUGAUUGGGUAGCUCACGGUGGGUCUUGUUACAACUUUAUAACCAGUCUGAAGACAUGGUCUGAGGCAAUGACCAGUUGCCAAGCGUCUGGUGCCAGCUUAGUCAACAUAGAAACAUCUACAGAGAAUGAAUUCUUGAAAAAGUAUCUGCUGAGAUUCUCAACCUGUUCCUCUGGUUGGAGCAGCUGGGCUGGAGGGACGGACAUGCUGGUUGAAGGACAGUGGCGCUGGUCAAACACUGGCAAGACGAUAUCAUACACUGACUGGGGCGAUGGUCAACCUGACAAUGACCAGGCUUCCAGUAAUGACUGUAUGCUGAUGUGCUUCAGUGAAAAGUACCGUUGGGGAGGCGAAGACUGUGGAACAAAGCAAAGCUACAUCUGCGAAAAGUAGCUGGCACCUCUUCAAAUUCCACUGAUUGGCUGACUACCUUGCUGUUGUUACAGUACAACCACAAUACCAAGUGUAAGAUGUGUAUUGCAUGAAUAACCAGUCUACAAAGAUAAUGAAUUCAUUAUGUGAUUAUU
Molecule: messenger RNA, 2526 nt
Organism: Haliotis rubra (blacklip abalone)
Lineage: Eukaryota; Metazoa; Mollusca; Gastropoda; Lepetellida; Haliotidae
Product: A disintegrin and metalloproteinase with thrombospondin motifs adt-1-like
Exons: 20
Coding region: 14-2392 (792 amino acids)
Biological process (GO): proteolysis
Molecular function (GO): metalloendopeptidase activity
Source: RefSeq, a predicted model, not a curated record